AUGAGGACUUCAGGGUGCAUCCUUGAACGACUAGGACCAUGUUCAACAAAUUGUGGGUCUGGACGUCAAACGUUUAAGUUAUUCUGUGAAGAUUAUAGUGAUGAAGAAUUUAUUGAUGAAUUUGAAUUAUCAUGUGAAAGCAGUACCGGAUGUCAAGGUGGUUGGAGUGAAUGGGUACCUUUUGGUGAAUGUUCUACAACUUGUGACGGAGGACAAAAGGUGGUUAAAAGAAGGUGUGAUAAUCCAUAUCCAGGUCGUGAUUCUGAAUAUUGUGAUGGUGAUGACGUCAAAUACGUAUAUUGCAACAUGGGUGGUUGCCCAGGUGUUUGGGGCAACUGGACACAAUUUGGUGAAUGUUCUACUUCUUGUGACGAAGGACAAAUGCUAUUUACCAGAAAAUGUAACCAUCCAUUACCGGGCCAUUUGGCUACUGAUUGUGAUGGUGAAAACAUAGAAAACAGAACAUGCAACCUACGUGGAUGUCCAGGAUCAUGGAGCUGUUGGGAGGAUGAUGGUCACUGUUCAACUUCUUGUGGCAAUGGGACGCAGAUAAGGCAACGAAGGUGCAAUAAUCCAGCUCCAAGUAAUAAUGGAGUUGAAUGUGCUGGGGAAAAUGUGACUUCUGUUCAGUGCAUCAUUAAAGAGUGUCCAGUUUAUAAAUGGGGACAUUUGAAAGAGCUAAACUUAACAAAGGAUGAUCUUAAAGAAAUGAUGAAGGAAGAGUUGAAUGAAAUGAAGACCAACUUAACAAUCGAAUCAGGAAACAUGUCUGCUAAUAUCAGAAAACGCAUAUCAGCACUUGACGAUAGACCGUCUGCUGCAUUUGUAGGUUAUGUAGGUGUCGCUCUGCUAUUGAUUCCAUUGGUAAUGAUUAUUAGUUUUGACGCUUCAAUGUUUUUUGCCGUAGUAGCAAAUAUUUACAGAAAAGUUUGUAAAAGGAAAUCUGUGUAAAUAGCAAAUCCUCAAUUGGAAAAAAAUGAGCAAAAUGUUGUCUUUUAACCAAUUUCUACCACAACAAGAAUCCUGAAUCGCAAUAUAGGAACUCAUAAAGGAGAGACAUCCCUCGAACGAUUUUUUUGUGCAGAUGUUUAUUACAACCAGAAAACAAAGCUGUAAAUAUUUAUCAUAGAUACUGAAUAUGAAAAUUCGGACAUUUUUUCCUCAUGCAAUUUGUAAUAUCUUUAUUCAAAUUAUUUGUCCAAAACCUAACUCAUGUAAUUUGAAAUGUGUACAUAAAUUGACUGUGUUUUUCGU
Molecule: messenger RNA, 1254 nt
Organism: Mytilus californianus (California mussel)
Lineage: Eukaryota; Metazoa; Mollusca; Bivalvia; Mytilida; Mytilidae
Product: coadhesin-like
Exons: 7
Coding region: 1-951 (316 amino acids)
Source: RefSeq, a predicted model, not a curated record